AGUGACGUCAUGCGUUUAGCCUUAUUGGCGGUAAGUCCGGUCCGCCAUGUUUACAUCCUAACCACGCCUCUGUUUUUGUUUACACCUCGUCGUUCGGUGCAAUGUGGAAAAGGUCCUUCCAGCAUUGCAUCGAAGAAACGACAAGGCGACUCCUUGUUUUCUUCUGAGCCUGAACAUGAAGCCUCCAUGUUGUUGACGACGGCAGAAGCCAGCAUUUGUAACCCGUGAAGUCUGCAGUCAGUCAGCCCACACCAUGGCUGUCAUGGGGCGAAAUGGAUUGCUGUUGUUGGCGGCCUUUGUCACCAUCUCCUCAGCUGUUGGUCCACAACACGUUUGUCCCACCAAACCGGACGUCAACUCCACUUUACAGAUCCUGUACGAGGACAAGAUGGUUCCCAACGACCAGGUUCCCGAGAUGUCUCUGAUAUAUCCACCAAACAUCACAUGGCCCGAUUGGUCCAGCACUGCAAGCAAUGAUUACAAGCUGUUUAUGCUGGAUCCUGACAUAUCAUGCAAGCGCCGCAUGACCGAUGUGUGCUACCUCCAUGGGUUGGUGGAGCUCAAUAUCACAAGUGCUGACAAUGUGGUGAGAACAAAAACAUUCGAUGAUGGAGAGUAUGCAUCACCCUCGCCGCUCCCAAACGAUACACACCGCUACCAGUUUCAUCUACAUCGUGUCAAAGAGAAAUUGAACAGUUUCGUUCUUCCAACCACCAGUCAGCAAGAGGUCAGUGUGGACAACAUCAAAACGAUCUUCAGAUUUCCCGACACGCUCACUGCGUCUUUUCAGUAUAAGUACGAGCAACCCAAAGCUGCUUUGAACAAAUCUCCAAGCGAGGACAAAAUAAAGUACGCAGCCCAGCGGGGCCUACUUUUGUGGGAAUUCCUGAGUAUAGUAUUUAUAAAAUGUUUCAUAGAACUAUUACUUUACUUUAAAAAAACCUCUCGAGAUACGUAUACAUACACAUAUAUAAAUAAAUAAAUAUUUGUUGACUAAAAUUCCUACAUCAACCACGCAGUUUUUUUGCAUUUUUAAGCGUUUUUUUUUUUAAAUCAAAAAGAUCAAGAUUUGUUGUAUAUUUUGCAACACCACGAUGAACUGGCAUGGUCACAUUAUUCCUACAACUAAUCGCCGUAUCUCGCAGCAGCAGACUGUAGUCAGAUGAGAGACGAAGCUUGGUUUCUUUAAAGUCUAGGCAGGUGAACUUUUAUUUUUUUGCGCAAAAAUAAAUACACACGAAACAGGA
This is a messenger RNA of Pomacea canaliculata, 1247 nucleotides long. RefSeq lists its product as uncharacterized. Lineage: Eukaryota; Metazoa; Mollusca; Gastropoda; Architaenioglossa; Ampullariidae. The transcript has 5 exons. The coding region runs from base 254 to 982 and encodes 242 amino acids. The record is from RefSeq and is a predicted model, not a curated record.